This is a messenger RNA of Periophthalmus magnuspinnatus, 522 nucleotides long. RefSeq names its product neuropeptide FF-amide peptide precursor like (gene npffl). Gene Ontology annotation, molecular function: neuropeptide hormone activity. The transcript is spliced from 3 exons. Bases 70 to 450 code for a protein of 126 amino acids. Lineage: Eukaryota; Metazoa; Chordata; Actinopteri; Gobiiformes; Gobiidae. The record is from RefSeq and is a predicted model, not a curated record.
CCUGUGGCGCUCUACAUCUUUGAAGACUUCUACAGAGUUCUCUCAGCAGCCCGUCUCCUCCUGACCAUUAUGGACACAGCCGCGGUGGUCACGGUCCUUGUCCUCGUCCUGGCGGUAGCGGGGGUCAGUCAGGCUAUUCACGUCCAAGGAGGUGCACAGAGAGGGGACGUCCUGCCCAGUGGGUCACAGGAGAACACAGCCGAGAACCGUCUGGAAAGUGACAGCAUAGAGGACACUGUGGAUGAGCGUCUGCUGACUCUGGCUCUAAAGGCUCUGCUCUUUGGAUCUCAGAGGGAAACGAGGAACUCUGUGUUGCACCAGCCACAAAGGUUUGGCCGCAGCUCCAGAGGGUCACAGCUGUCAGAGGAGCAGAUCAUGUCCCACGAUGGAGCGGCUGUCCCGGGACAGAUCUGGAGUAUGGCUGUACCCCAGAGAUUUGGAAAGAAAUAAUUUGACCCAAAGAGCUCUGGGGUGAAGCCAAGUGGAGAAUAAAAAAAGAAGAAUGAAUAACUCAGCGUUCAG